UUUGUCAUAUGUAAUCUACCAAGACAAGUUACAUUAUGGUAUAAUGUUUUGGAAAAGUAAAACAUUAAAUUAUUAUAAUAAAAAAUAUUUAAUAGUUUCAUUAUGUACAUUAUAAUCACGAUUGUGGAAAUAUUUUUAAUUGGUGUCGUUACGUCGAAUGUAAACAAUGAAAAAAAUUCCGAAUUAUCACUUUCAAACGAAGAAUUACAAUCUAAUGUUUCAUUAGCAGUGAACGAAACCGUAUCAAAUACGACGAUAAAUGUGAAUAAAACCCAACGAUUAGUGCAAUGUUUACCGGGAAUGGGGGAUUUGCAUGUACAGUUAACCAACGAUACCGAACUUAUCAAGUUAUUGCAACCGGAUCCGAAAAUAACGGAGAGAGACGAACCAGGAUUAUGUGUAGUGGUGUUGUUUUAUUCUAAACAUUGUCCGUUUUCCACAAUGGCCGCGCCACAUUUCAACGCUCUACCCAGAGCGUUCCCUGAUGUGAAAAUGGUAGCCAUAAACGCGAUGAUGUAUCAUUUAUUCAAUACCCAAAACGGCAUCGUCGGGGUCCCGUCUCUGCUUCUAUUCCACAAUGGGAGAUCUAUUGGAAAAUUCAACGGAUCCGAAUAUACUUUGGAGAAAUUUUCUCAGUUUAUUCACAAGCAUACGGGUAUAUCUGCAGAGGAAAGCGUCGCCGUUACUUCGGCGGAUUUUUCGGGGCCAGUGACUAACGUCUCUUCCAAGGACUAUGAUUUGUUUUUAAUUUUAUCCUGGUUGUUCAUAAUUUUUUGUGCGGGGUAUUAUUUCACGAAAUCGAAGUGGUAUAAGUGGAUCAUUGAGGCUGUGCAAAGUAAUUGGAGGGAAUCUGAGGUGCACGCGCAACACGAACAUUUGGAAUAACAAAAUUUUGACUCUAAAAAAAACGUAAGUUUUGAGUUUAUAGAAAUUUGUUUAAUUUAUUCGAGAAUAAACGUUUUUUUUUCAUUAUUUAUAUUAUUUAAAUUGUCAAAAUAAAGGAUUCAUAAUUUAAA
Messenger RNA from Diorhabda carinulata, 1016 nucleotides. RefSeq names its product thioredoxin domain-containing protein 15 (gene bug). The transcript is spliced from 2 exons. Gene Ontology annotation, biological process: cilium assembly. The record is from RefSeq and is a predicted model, not a curated record. The coding region runs from base 103 to 885 and encodes 260 amino acids. NCBI's taxonomy places the organism in Eukaryota, Metazoa, Arthropoda, Insecta, Coleoptera, Chrysomelidae. Gene Ontology annotation, cellular component: cilium.